GUCCUUUUGUGGAAAAAGGAGUGGAAAGCCGUCGUUUUGUAACAUCCUUUGGGCUUGCCACAUAGUGCUCUUGCCUAAGGCAGCCUUGCGACUCUGCCGCUGCGUGCAGCGCUCCGUGUACCUGUUGCUGUUAGGUUAUCUUUUAACAAGACCUGUUCAGUGCUUCUAUUCUAGUAUCUCCGGUGCCGUGUUUGUCGGUGGGAUAUCGAGCUGUUAAUGGAACGAGCUUCCAGGUAGUUCUGUUCAAGCAAUGCUGUUGGCUUGGAAGUCAUUAAACAGUGCUUUUUGAGCAGGCUCAGUCUGCACUUGUUUUCAUCUUGUGUUUGCUGCAGAGGAGGACGAAGAGGUGAAGUUGGAUGUGCUUCAUUUCAAACCUGCGGGGGUCUGUAAUGAAGCUGUAAUGUUUCAUAACUGACCUGUGAUGGGGUUGGGUUAUAAAGAGAACAGCACAAGAGGACAGGAUUCUUUUCUCCUGCAAAAUGCCUUGGGAACAUCAUUUUAGCAUAUAACACUUCUUCUUUGCUGUAAAGGAUUUCUUAAAUUUUGUAGCAGUAAACAUAAAUUUAGGUUUGGGUUUUUUUUUUGUUUUUUUGUUUUUUUUUUUUAAUGAAAUGUUGAAUCCAAAGUAUGUUAAGGAACUUGUCUUUGGAGUCUGUACGCUCUGUGAGCUGAGCAGUUUGUUCCUAGCAGUACUGAUGUCCUGUCCUACUGGGUAACAACCAAAAAACACCUUGAGUAAAAACCGUGUUUGGUUUUCAUUUGCAGGUUCCCAGAGCUCUUCCUGGUUAGGAAUGAUGACUUUUGGACUAUAGGUAGCACGUAAACUCUGUAUUCACUUAGAGCCUCGAAUUACUUUAAAAAAUGAUAAUUCUUUGGUUGCCCAAAGAGUCAGUAUGAGGAAAAGUUCACUUCUUCCGUGUUGCUCCUCCCAAAAAUAGAAAUGUGAGUCACUUGAGUGCUGAAGCUUAGUAGUGUGGGUGUCUGCAUAUAUUGCCACAAUAACCUAAUUUCUCAGUAAUUGAAGACUAGCCAAUCCCAUCGUGUCUGGAGGAUGGGAGGAAUGAUCUAAUGCGUCUCUCCAAGUCUUAACUUCCGUGAUUGACAAGAGAUAAAACUGGCAUCCGCUGUUUUCCUGUACUGUCCUUCCCUUGCUCUGUUUUGAGCAAUACUUUGUUUUUCUGCUGUUCAACUUUGCCACUUCUUUUAUUUUUAAAUUUAGGAACAAACGAAAUGGCCCACAGUGUAAGGUGUUCUCCCUUGUCUUAGAAUACUCUUAGGAUCUUCAUUUUUACAGUGCUUUCAAAGGAACAUUAGAGCACUUUAUGGAAAUGAGUAGAUAAAACAUUAUAAUAAAUUAACACAGCAGAAGGAUUACAUGUCUGUUACUUCUGUCACUGGUUUGAUCUCAAGCUGGUUUGAGGAUGGGAGUGUGGACUUGUUUUGGUGUUGAAACACUUAUCCACUUGAUCUCAUUUAGUGGACUGAAAUGCUCAGAGGACCCCCAAAUUGGGAUGAGUAGGAUUCUGUGCUCUCUUUUAUGGUUUUAGAUGAAAUUUUCUAUUGCAAGAAACAGGACCGUGCUAGGAACUGCUCUUGCCGUGCUAGUGUCCCCAGGCUUCACUGUAGUGAAUUUUGGGUCUUACACCCUAAAGCCCACAGGUUCCUUUGUCCAUGUGCCCCCUUCAGCUUCUGGCACCUUCUUGGUUAGCUGUGAAUGUAACCCUUUCUUUUUCCUUGUUUUUAGAGGAGCAAACAAAACCCACCCUGGUGCCACGGGGACCGCUGGUGAAUAGUGCUUCCUUCCCAUAGGAACAGGCACAGCUGUGGGCGGGGGUAGUCGCCCUGUGGAGGUCCAAGUUUACCUGGGAUUCGAAUGAGAAUUUUUAAAGGCAUCUGAAUUUCCUUCUGUCAGUGGCUCUUUGACAGCAUGCCUGUCCCUUCUCAAGAAUGAGAUGUGAGCCUGCUGCUGGAGGAAGCUGAACUAUUACUGCAGCAGUCCCCAUCCUCCUGUUCUGGUGGCCCCUUUCCAUCUGUGUGCUAGGUUACAAGCCAUGGCUGCGUAUCCGAACUGUCAGACUUGUGGUCCCACCAGCAAAUGCUGGGAUCAGAUAGGAAACACCGUGCUCCAAAACUGCUUCCAUAGCCUGGGAUCAAUUGUGUAGCAGUAAUCUUCUGUGCCUUUUCUGCCUUUGUCUGGCUCAGAGAUUGCCAUGACGAAGAACUUCAUGUGUCAGUAGUGAUUGACCGUACAUAGAAUACUAACAUUUAUCCCCUUCCCUCAGUUCUGAUGCGCUGUCUCCAGCUAAAAAUGGAGCCAUUCCCAAGAAAUAAAAGCAGCCCGCAUCUUGCUCCCGAGCUUAGCCCUGCAGAAAAGCUGCAGUGAUGUUACAGGAAAUGGUGUGUCUGCGUUUUAUUGUGUUAGGAAUGCUCUCGGUUCAGGUUUGUAACAAGCUGCUGGUAUUAACGCAAGGAAAACCCAGCACCCUUCUAGUGCAGAGCAGGUUUGUCAUCCCUCUUCUUCCUCCCUCCUGGAAAUAAAAUACUCAGUUUUAACGUUAUCACGGGAAAAAUAAUUAUGUAUAAUUAUACCAGCUGCAAGAAACAGGUUCGUCCUCAUCCUGUACAGUAUUGUGUAGUGAAAUACAUUUCCAUUACAAUUUGCUUUCUAGUUGUCCCAGCGAAGUACAUUGGAAGAGGUGGGGGCAUAUUAGUGCUGCAUUCUCCACACAGGGCACUCCUGUGUACCACCAACAGAGCCAACGAAAGAGUGGUGCACAGAGAAGGGUGUGAAAUUUGAUUUAAAAGCUUCUCUUUCAAGCAGUGUCAAUGUGUCAGAGCCCUGAGGAUGCUUCGAAGCUUACACCACCAGGCUUGUAAAAUACGGUCUGUAAAGCAGAGUGUGGAGCCAGGAAUGAAAUUCUGCUCCAGUGCCCUUAAGACUUGACUCGGAUUUUUGAUAUGGUGUUUCUAAAUUGCAUAGCAGCUAUUGUUCUGUCAGCUAGUCUCUGGUGACCCUUGCUGCUUAUUAAUGACUUUUAAUUGCUCCAGCUUCCCACUGGCAUUUACUUAUAUUAGUAACUGUGUGCACCCGUUAGCAGGUAAGACAGCCACACAGGAUGCUGCUAGAUCGAUGGAUUCCACCAAAAAGCACAUUUGUGUUUCUGUAUGUAUGUAUGUGUAGCUAAAAUAGGACUUUUUCCAAAGCUUCUUUCUAAUCAUUCCCUGAUUUAGACCUAAGCUAUUGCCAUAUGACUAUGAGCGUCUGACACUAGUAGGCUCUCAUUCAAAUAUUCUUUAGGCACUACACUGGGUGAGCCAGUGGGUUGUGAAUUAUUCUCCUUUUCUUCUGUUGUUUCUCUCUCUCUCUCUCUCUCUCUCUCUCUCUCACACACACACACACACACACAUACAAUGUCAGGGAUUGGAAGGGGCCUCGAAAGAUCAUCUACUCUGAUCCCCCUGCUGGAGCAGGAACACCUAGAUUUCCUCACCUGUCUGAAAAGAAUGCUAAGAACAUGCCACUUGCGAUGGAGGCCAGCACAGAGGACAGCUUCUCCAAGUGCUUUCUGCUUGCAAGCACUAGCACAGCUGGCCAGUGGUCUUCAGCUUACAUUUAACAAUGCAGUUGCUGAGUGAUGCUCUCCUAACCCUGUGGCACUACCUUAAAUCUUCAGUGUAUCUCCCAGUUACUGUAUAUGUGUAUAUGUACAAUGUGCUUUUUACUACAGGAUGCUUUGCAUGUGGAAUGGAAAAUGGAUUCCGAGUUUAUAAUGCAGAUCCACUCAAAGAAAAAGAGAAACAAGAGUUUCUAGAAGGCGGUGUUGGCCAUGUCGAAAUGUUAUUUCGCUGCAACUAUUUAGCACUAGUUGGUGGAGGGAAGAAGCCGAAGUACCCACCCAACAAAGUAAUGAUCUGGGAUGACCUGAAGAAGAAGACUGUCAUUGAGAUAGAAUUUUCUACAGAAGUCAAAGCAGUUAAGCUGCGAAGAGAUAGAAUUGUGGUAGUCUUGGACUCCAUGAUUAAAGUUUUCACAUUCACACACAAUCCCCACCAGCUGCAUGUCUUUGAAACCUGCUACAACCCUAAAGGUCUCUGUGUCCUUUGUCCAAAUAGUAAUAAUUCUCUCCUUGCAUUUCCUGGAACACAUACUGGGCAUGUGCAGAUUGUAGAUCUGGCCAACACAGAAAAGCCUCCUGUGGACAUCCCAGCUCACGAAGGCGUCCUGAGCUGUAUUGCUUUAAACCUGCAGGGAACAAGAAUUGCAACAGCAUCAGAAAAAGGGACCCUCAUAAGAAUAUUUGAUACUUCAUCAGGGCAUUUAAUCCAGGAGCUACGCAGAGGAUCACAGGCAGCCAAUAUAUACUGCAUUAACUUCAAUCAGGAUGCUUCCUUAAUCUGCGUAUCCAGUGACCACGGCACAGUACAUAUUUUUGCUGCAGAAGACCCCAAAAGAAAUAAGCAGUCAAGUUUGGCCUCUGCCAGCUUUCUCCCUAAGUACUUCAGUUCCAAAUGGAGUUUCUCCAAAUUUCAGGUUCCCUCAGGCUCUCCGUGCAUUUGUGCCUUUGGAACAGAGCCAAAUGCUGUCUUAGCAAUAUGUGCAGAUGGCAGCUACUACAAGUUCUUAUUCAACCAAAAAGGAGAAUGCUCAAGGGAUGUCUAUGCUCAGUUUCUAGAAAUGACCGAUGACAAGCUUUGACUGAAUUGAGGGAGUGCACAGGUCAAAGUACUGCCUUGGCUAUUCUGCAUCUUUGGGAGGACAGUAUAUGAAUGUCCAAUGCUGAUCAAGAAGUUUAGCAGACCUCAGUGAGAAGCCUGGCCCACCGUGAUCAGAACAAGCUCUGAAGUAGGGGACUACAUUUGUUUAUUCUCAUUUCUGCAAGCUUUCGUCAUUAAAAUCUCUUUGGGUUACUGUCAUCAACUCAAGUUUUCAAGUUGUGGCUUUCAACAAGCUUGUGCCCAUUGGGUUUCUCUUUAAACUGUGAAAUGACUUCAGUUAAAACACGAGUGCCUGCCACACUGAAAGAGCUGCAGGGGCUGUGCAAACGUCAGGACUAGCCUUAGAAAAAGGGAUGUGAAAACAGAAGAUUUUAGGCAGUGCUGGAAGUGGGGGGCAGUACUUCCACUCAAACCCAAGUAAAACUCCCCCAGCCGGGCCAGAACAGGAGUUGGGCUUUUCUCCUCUCCCUGAACACAUCUCUGUGUAGCAGGGCGGAGGACGAGUGUGUAGCCAGAAAUGACUGUACCCUGAGCCAUGCUCGUUGGCUGGGGGCAGUCCUGUGGCUGCAGCCUACUGCUCGUGUCCACCUCCCCACAGUGGCUCAGUUGAAUGAUCAGCACUACUGGUCAAAAGGUGCCAAGUGUACAUAGUAGCUGAAGGCACGUUUAGGCAUUGGCUGACCCAGCUAACCUCUCCUCAGUGCGUGGAGCAAGCACCCAGGGCACGGGCACGUGGAACUCCUGCAGCUGCAGAGGCAGCUUCUUCUGUAAGGGAACAGCCAUCCCAGGUUUAAAAAGAAAAAUAAAACCACCACCUGUGGUCCCAGUGUCACAACUGGGCUGAGUGCUCGGAAAAUUCCGGUGCUUCACCUGGAAGACUGGAGUGGCCUCUUACACAUCCAGCACGAUACAUGAACCAGGUGGCACAAAGCCUACUGCUCUGCCCUGCCUUUACAUGUGCUAACUUUUUUUCUUUGAGAUGCUGUGCAUUGUGUUACGUUGACCAAGGAGGGGGAGGUCAGACUAAAUAAUUGCAGACUCUUUCCCCAAGUUGUUGUGCAGCAAUUAAUAUUUACUGCUGGGUUAAGGCACAAGAUACCGAACUAGGAACUGAAAUAGACACAAGCUCUCAGCACUAAAUAUCUGGGGGGAGGGAAGUCUUGCUCUUCUGAAAUUUAAUUCCACAGAUGCUUAAAUCUGACAUCCCAGUUCAUGUUAAGAUUGUUUAGGGGCAAACUCUCUAAAUUUGACAAGUUUCUUUUAGUGUCAUGUAACAUACUGAGGACUAACUUGUACACAGAUUUCGAUGUCAAGGCUGCAUGUUGCUUUUAUGUGUAUUUAAUCACAAAUUGUUUUGCACACUUAUUUGUAAUAUGUUAUUUCUUUUAAAUAAAAGUGACUAAUUUUGCUGUAAUCACGA
Molecule: messenger RNA, 6136 nt
Organism: Numida meleagris (helmeted guineafowl)
Lineage: Eukaryota; Metazoa; Chordata; Aves; Galliformes; Numididae
Gene: WDR45B
Product: WD repeat domain 45B
Exons: 9
Coding region: 3620-4696 (358 amino acids)
Biological process (GO): protein localization to phagophore assembly site; autophagy of mitochondrion; protein lipidation
Cellular component (GO): phagophore assembly site membrane; cytosol; extrinsic component of membrane
Molecular function (GO): phosphatidylinositol-3-phosphate binding; phosphatidylinositol-3,5-bisphosphate binding; protein binding
Source: RefSeq, a predicted model, not a curated record